CUUCGCUUCGAUUAGCAGGUGCAGAAAAAUUAAAAAGGCAGCCUCUAAUUUUCUCUGCAUCUGUGUAAUUUUUUAUCCAAAAAUCUAUUUCUGAUUUUUCUAUUUUUAAUCGAACCCAAUUCCUCGAUUUCUAUUAUUCCUUCGAUUUGUGACCGAAUCCUACCAGUAUUCAAUAGAAAUAUUGUGGGAAGGAUUGGGAAUAAGAAGAAGAUGCCUUCGUUGGAAGAGGAGCUGUUUCCUUCAACGCCUGGUAAGUUUAAGAUAGAUCGAGCGCAUACGAUGAAUCGCCAAGUGCAUAGGUGUUUCGCCUCCACGAGUACAAUGUUCUUGUGGGCUUUGUUCUUGAUUGCUCUUACGGCGUCGUAUCUUAGUUUUCAGAGCUUCGUUGAUUCCGGAAGUCGGUACUUCACGGCGUCGUGGGGCGGAAUCCAGUGGGAGAAGCAGGUACGGAACUCGGCCCAGAUCCAGAGGUCCGGCGGGAAGGUUGUGUUGGUUACUGGCGCUGCCGGUUUUGUGGGGACCCACGUGUCGAUGGCGCUGAAGAAACGAGGAGACGGCGUAGUUGGGCUUGACAACUUCAAUAACUACUAUGACCCGUCGUUGAAGAGGGCGCGGAGGGCGCUUUUGAACGAUCAUGGAAUCAUGGUGGUGGAAGGUGAUUUGAACGACGCCAAGCUGCUCGCUAAGCUUUUCGACGUGGUGGCUUUCACCCACGUGAUGCACCUUGCGGCACAAGCCGGCGUGAGGUACGCCAUGGAGAACCCACUUUCGUAUGUGCACAGCAACAUCGCCGGCCUCGUCACGCUGCUCGAGGUCUGUAAAUCGGCGAAUCCUCAGCCAUCAAUCGUCUGGGCCUCGUCGAGCUCGGUUUACGGACUUAACGAGAAAGUUCCCUUCUCAGAAGCCGAUCGGACGGACCAGCCGGCUAGUCUCUACGCGGCUACCAAGAAGGCUGGUGAGGAAAUCACGCACACUUACAAUCACAUCUACGGCCUAUCCAUUACCGGGUUAAGAUUCUUCACCGUGUACGGUCCAUGGGGCAGACCCGACAUGGCUUACUUCUCCUUCACCAGGAAUAUCCUGCAAGGCAAACCUAUUACGAUUUAUCGGGGCAAGGAUCGGGUCGAUUUGGCCCGGGAUUUCACAUAUAUUGAUGACAUCGUCAAAGGUUGCUUGGGGUCGUUGGAUACUUCAGGCAAGAGCACGGGUUCGGGGGGGAAGAAACGGGGCCCGGCACCGUAUAGAAUAUUCAACCUGGGCAACACGUCGCCGGUGACUGUCCCGAACCUGGUGGAUAUUCUUGAGAAGCACUUGAAGGUGAAAGCGAAGAAGAACUUCGUGGACAUGCCAGGAAACGGCGACGUUCCGUUCACCCACGCAAACAUUAGCUAUGCCCAAAGGGAAUACGGGUAUAAACCGACAACCGAUUUGCAAACCGGGUUGAAGAAAUUUGUUAGGUGGUAUCUUUCUUAUUACGGCUAUAAUCGCGGAAAAUCUGUAAAUUGAUUAAACAAAUCAUUUUUUAUUUUUAUUUAAUUUUCCCUUUUUUUUUUUGGGUUCUUUUUUCUAGAGUUUCCAUUUUCCCAAAAAAAAAUGAAAAAUGGGAAAAAGAAAAAACUGGUCAGGAUAAAAAAAAAAAAAAAGAGAACACAUUCUUUUCUUGGAAAAGCCAGCACAUAAUUUUGUGAUUUAUCGCA
Messenger RNA from Carica papaya (papaya), 1697 nucleotides. It is a transcript of the gene GAE1, whose product is annotated as UDP-D-glucuronate 4-epimerase 1. The record is from RefSeq and is a predicted model, not a curated record. NCBI's taxonomy places the organism in Eukaryota, Viridiplantae, Streptophyta, Magnoliopsida, Brassicales, Caricaceae.